Molecule: messenger RNA, 1042 nt
Organism: Zootoca vivipara (common lizard)
Lineage: Eukaryota; Metazoa; Chordata; Lepidosauria; Squamata; Lacertidae
Gene: TIMM10B
Product: translocase of inner mitochondrial membrane 10B
Source: RefSeq, a predicted model, not a curated record
AUGCCCGGUGGGUGCAUCUGCCAGCCGUGCCAGGCUACCCUCUUGGCGCACAUCCGGGGGCCACGCGGAUCGCGACCAGCGGGAGGCCGCCGGCUGAUCCAGGGCUGCCGGGGAGGAGGAGAGUCCUGGGUGGGCCGGCAGGGCCCGGCCAGCCCCAGCCCCCCCCUCCCGGCUCCGGCGGGGGUGAGCCCGGGCGAGGGGAGGGGAGGAGAGGAGCCUCCCUCCCUCGCCGGCUCGCCCUGCGCCCGGGAAGUGGCCUCGGCGCGGCUCCGGCUCCCGCCCCGCCUACCCGCCCUCUCUGCUCCGCGGCGCACCUGCCUGGCGGCUCCCGGAGGCUCCGGGCGUCGGAUCCGCGUCGGGCCCCGGGCACACCGGAAACGACGUCACGCGCCCCGGCGCCGGAGGAGGAGGGGCCUCGGUCAGACCGGAAGUGGAUCCGGAAGCCCCGAGAGGAAGAGGAGGAGGAGGAGGAAGAUGGAGCAGCAGCAACUGCGCGGCCUGCGCGACUUCCUGCUGGCCUACAACCAGAUGACGGAGCUCUGCUUCCAGCGGUGCGUCUCCAACUUGAACUACCGGACGCUGACCGGGGAGGAGGAGAGCUGCCUGGACGGCUGCGCGGGGAAGCUGGUGCGCUCCAACCACCGCCUGAUGGCCGCCUACGUCCGCCUCAUGCCCUCCCUCGUCCAGCGCCGGAUCUCCGACUACGAGGCUGCCGGCCAGGAAGCGGCCCAGGAAGCGGCCCUCCUGCCGCCCACCGAGCCCGCCACCCUGCCGGGGCCCAGCGUGGUCAGCACCUCCUGACGGCACCUCCGGGCUGCUUGGUCUCUCAGCGCCACCUGCCCGCUGUCCCCGAUGGCAGUGCCCCGGGUGCUUCCUGGCUGCCUCUCCAAGGAGCCCCUCGCCAGGCCACUUGCCCUCAGAGAGAGAUGCCCUCCUCGAGACUGGACUCCGGGGCACCGGGCUGGACGGGGCAGCUGCUCCUUCUCAGGCCCAUCUCUCCAGAGCACACCGUUUCUGGGGACAAUAAAACCACUUUCUUGGA